UGGAGGUGGCAAAUAUUGGCCCAGGCGGUUCCAAUGAGGUGAAUCCUGCUAAUUAGGGCUAAUUAAUGGCCCCACGUGCGGCGUGCUCAGAGCUGGCUGCUGCCAGCCCCGUGGGCUGUCCCCAAACCCCGGUGGCAUCUGUCCCCUGGGGUGAGCAGCGGUGCCACCGAGGAUCGCAGGGUGUCACCGAGGAUAGCACAGUGGCACCAAGGAUGUCACACAGCCUCUCUGUCCCAUCGUGGUCCUCUUGUCCCACCAGAGUCCUCUUGUUCCACCAUGGUCCCUUGUCCCACUGCAGUCCCCUGUCCCAUCAUUGUCCCAUCAUCCCAUUACUGUCCCUCUAUCCCAUCAUGGUCUCCUUGUCCCACCAUUGUCCCUCUGUCCCACCAGAGCCCCCUGUCCCAUCAUUCUCCCUCCAUCCCACCACAUUCCCUUGUCCUACCAGGUCCCUCCAUCCCACUGUGGUCCCCUUGUCCCACCACAGUCCCCUUGUCCCAUCAUUGUCCCAUCCUUGUCCCUUGUCCUGUUGUGGUCCCAUUAUUGCCCCAUCAUCAUCCCUUGUCCCAUCACGGUCCCAUCAUCAUCAUCAUCCCUUGUCCCAUCCUUGUCCCUUGUCCUGUCGUGGUCCCAUAGUUGUCCCUUGUCCCAUCACGGUCCCAUCGUUGUCCCUUGUCCCAUUGUUGUCUCAUCAUUGUCCCAUCAUGGUCCCUUGUCCCGUGGUUGUCCCUUGUCCCAUCAUGGUCCCAUUGUUGUCCCUUGUCCCAUCGUGGUCAUGUAGUGGUCCCAUCACUGUCUCCUGUCCCAUCGUGGUCCCAUGGUUGUCCCUUGUACCAUCAUGGUCCCAUCAUCAUCCCUUGUCCCAUCAUUGUCCCAUCGUGGUCCCUUGUCCCGUGGUUGUCCCUUGUCCCAUCAUGGUCCCAUUGUUGUCCCUUGUCCCAUCGUGGUCCCGUAGUGGUCCCAUCACUGUCCCCUGUCCCAUUGUUGUCCCAUCAUUGUCCCGUCCCAUGGUUGUCCCAUCCUUGUCCCAUCGUGGUCCCAUCAUUGUCCCAUUGUUGUGCCAUCCUUGUCCCACGGCUGUCCCUUGUCCCCUGGCGGUCCCGGCUGGCAGAGCCCGCGCUGAGCCCUUAAUAAGCCGUGAUUCACACCCUGUGCUUAAUUAGCAAUUCAGUUAACGGUUUGUAAUUCAGGCACGACCCUGAUUGCAUCCGAACGCUGCUUUAUUUCUUCUCUGCCGCUCGCAUUCUGAGCACUAAUUACGCCUCUUUGGAUGCUAAUUGCUUCCCAGCCCUCUGCCGCUGUCUUUCCUGAGCAACAUUUAUUUUUCAUGCGUCCGUGUGUUUAAACUAAGAAAAGCCGGGAGGGAGGUGGGAGGAGGGAAUCGCUUCGGUCCAAGGAUUCUCCGGGAUCAAACGUGCCAGGAAAGCACUUUCUGCACCUGGCACGGCACGGGCGGAUCAGGGCAGCCCAUGCCAGGCCUGGAGGAGCCCAAACCCGCUGGAAUUUGCAUUUUUCCUGGUGUUCCAUGAAUAAUUAACGGCGAGAAUCCACAGGAGGGUCCCGCAGCACCGGGAAAACAUUCCAUGAAUAUUUAUCUGCCGGGAAGAUGCGGCCAGAGAUGGCUUUGAGUGACAGCUGUCAAUCACCCAGCCCUGGGCAUCCCUGCGGGGAGGACGCGCCGGGCACGGGGGUUUGGGGAUGCAGAAGGUGGCACCAACCAAAUCCCAGGAUUUGGGAGCUCCGGGAGAGGCCGGGCACAGCCCGGAGAGGGUUAAAUCCCGGGAUGGGGGUGGGAGAUGGGAACAGCAUCCAUUAAUUAGCGCCUGCAUUGCGGGCCAUUAAUGCAGAGCGUUAUUAAACCGACAAAAUCCCCUCAUUCCCAGCUUUUCCAGGAGCGAGCCCGGGCUCAUCCCGCCGUGUUUGGGCUGUGGAAGAGCCGCGAGCGCACCUGGAGCCUCCCGCUGCUCUCCAUUGACGCCAUCGAGUUUAUUUAUUCCGAACAUUUGGCAUUUUUGGGAGGCGAGGGAUGCGAAAAUCCCAUUUGCAUCGGAUUCUUGCGGAACGGCCCCGCCACCCCGGCAGGCGCCGGCCAAUUAAAAAUCCAUCAGGAAAACAAAUUCCUGGAUCUCUCCCGCUCCGUGUUUAAAGUUAAUGACGGAGCAGGAGAGGGGAACCGGGAGCGGCGCUCGGAAAGGAGGAGGGAGCGAUUCAUAAAUAGGAAAAGAUGAAGGGAAACAAUCGGGAGGGGGCUGAGUGUGAGGGAGCUGCUCCAGAACAUUCCAUCAUUUCCACGUUCGGGAGUUAUGGAGUGGUUUGGGUGGGAAGGGACAUAAAGCUCAUCCCUGCUUUAUUGGGGGGCACUUCCCACUAUCCCAAACUGGCCUCGGAUCAUUCCAGGGAUGGAACCAUCCCAAACCGAUCAUUCCAGCGGUGGAACCAUCCCAAACUGAUCAUUCCAGCGGUGGAAUCAUCCCAAACUGAUCAUUCCAGGGAUGGAACCAUCCCAAACUGAUCAUUCCAGGGAUGGAACCAUCCCAAACCGAUCAUUCCAGGGAUGGAACCAUCCCAAACUGAUCAUUCCAGCGAUGGAACCAUCCCAAACUGAUCAUUCCAGGGAUGGAACCAUCCCAAACUGAUCAUUCCAGGGAUGGAACCAUCCCAAACUGAUCAUUCCAGGGAUGGAAUCAUCCCAAACUGAUCACUCCAGUGAUGGAACCAUCCCAAACUGAUCAUUCCAGGGAUGGAGCAGCCACAGCU
This is a messenger RNA of Cyanistes caeruleus (blue tit), 2754 nucleotides long. The record is from RefSeq and is a predicted model, not a curated record. Lineage: Eukaryota; Metazoa; Chordata; Aves; Passeriformes; Paridae.